UAUCAUGUGACAAAAAAAUAAAAAUAAAUAAAUAAAUAAAUAAUUAUAAAAACUUUUUCCAGGUUUAAAUAAUUUUAUCUUACCAUUAAGUGUCAAUAUUAUGACAUUUAUAUAAAAAGGCACAUUUUGUUCAGAUCAUUUGUAACCCUGAGAAAACUUCUUGCUAUUCAUGACUCAAAAUUAUGUCUGAAAAAUGUCAUUAAUGAUUACGUUAUGUUGCGGUGUGUGUGUUUAAAAUAGUUUUAAAUGAAGUAUUACACACUACAGGACAGUGCUUUCAGAGUUGGACUUCAUUCCAACUACUCAACCGUAAAUUACUGCUGAUUGCCUGAGAUUUCAGUUCUCUCAAAGUUGAAUUUUUAAACCCUAUAAAUUCAGAUGUCACACACCUUUGUACUUUACCUAAUGAAUAUCAUUUAUCCAUGUCCUCUGUAACCUUUAGAACAACCCUUCCUUACAAUGGCUUUUACACUGGGAAAGUAAAGUAUAUUUACCUUUAAGGAGUGUGAGAUUAGCUCUGUUAAAGUUCAAUAUUUACUAAAUGCUUACGUCUGUGGUUAUUAUAAAAUAGACAUAUGGUUGUUUUAACAUUUAUAAUCAUCCUGAUCACAUGAGGAGGACAAAAUAGCAAUUAGGCUCAGAGAAUGGAUGGACAAGCAAAAUGAUGCAUUGGUAUGUUUAUUUCUUAUCCACUAAAGGAGUUAAAAUUCAGUAGAAGGCAGUAAGUAGUACAUUGCCUUCUAAACCCAACUCAAAGCGCCUUGUGUGUGUAAACAAAGAGCCCUUUAAGAUGUGACCCGCCUGCCACGUCGAGCGCCUGUAAUAUGACAGUAAAGACGAAUUGAGGGUUAAAGUACACGCUCUCAAGUCUCUAUAAAGAGUUUGCAAACACCCUCUCCGCUUUUAUGCUUAAUCGUGAGACUUCACUUGAGAAAGCUGAAUGCGGAACGAGUUAACCAUUCAAACUAGUCAGACUGGGUUAACAGGUUGUACUGAUUCACACGUGAGCGGCAAGUGUGUCUUGGUUGCACUUUACUGAUAGUGGCACUUGGAUAUAUGGAUACCCACUCCAUAUGUGGACAGACGUAAAAUCACACAGAUGUACUCGAAAAUCCGCGAACGGUCCACUGAACGGCGCGUACAGACAGAAACAAUGUCGCGUUGUGUUACUAUCUCAGAGGUCAUACCGGUGUGUCUUCGCUCUGGCAUUGGGGUGUGCGUUGCUGUUGUUCGUGUUAAGCCUGAUUAAUUCGCCCCUGCCGCCGUUGGAUGAUCCCACGCACGGUGAGGUGACCCCCGGUGUUACGCUCCUCAUCUGGUGGAGGCCCUUCGGGAACCGGGAUCCCCUGCCCGACUGCGCCGUGAGUUACGGAAUCCAGGGCUGCACCAUUACCACGAAGAGGAGCGCGUAUGCCCGCGCGGAUGCCGUGAUUAUACACCACCGCGAUCUGAUGCGAAACUGGAGCGCGCUGCCCCGAGCGCCGCGUCCUCCGCGCCAGAAGUGGAUCUGGAUGAACUUUGAGUCUCCGACUUACUCCGGCUGGCUACAUGGGCUCGACGGAGUGUUUAACCUCACCAUGUCAUACCACCGAGGCUCAGACGUGUUCCUGCCCUACGGUUAUCUGCAGCCCAGGAGGGGAGAUGGAGGUGCCCCGCAGUUGAGCGCGCUGCACCGGCGCAAGCGCGGGCUGGUCGCAUGGGUUAUCAGCAACUGGGACGAGCAUCACGAGAGGGUGCGGUUUUACCGGAAUCUCCAGCGAUAUAUACGUGUGGAUGUGUUUGGACGUGCGACGACGACGCGAGAUUUAAUAUCUGACAGCGUUGUGCGCACUGUAUCGCGAUAUAAAUUCUACCUCGCCUUCGAGAACUCACUGCACACAGAUUACAUCACGGAAAAACUGUGGAGGAAUGCGCUCUUAUCAGGCGCCGUGCCCGUAGUUUUGGGUCCGCCACGGGAGAAUUAUGAACUCUUUCUUCCCGCUGAUGCCUUCAUACAUGUGAAAGACUUCAGCGGCCCGCGGGCUCUCGCCUCAUACCUGAAACACCUGGACCGAAACCCCGCCCUCUAUCAGCGCUACCUGAGUUGGACGCGUCACUACAGCGUGCAUGUGACGUCAUUCUGGGCGGAGCAUUACUGUAUGGCCUGUCGAGCUGUUCAAGCCAGCAGAGACCAAAACAAAGUAGUCAGUGAUCUUGCUCUCUGGUUCGAAUCUUGAUGUUUGCUUGAUUAUCUGUCAUAGUUGGUCAGCAAGUAUUUAAAAGAAGAAUGAAUGUAGAAAAUUCCUCUGAGAAGUUUUCCGUGUGGUGACUCGCCUCAGUCCGGGUGGCGGAGGACGAAUCCCAGCUGCCUCCGCGUCUGAGACCAUCAACCCGCGCAUCUUAUCACGUGGCUUGUUGAGCGCAUCACCACGGAGACAUAGCGCGUGUGGAGGCUUCACGCCAUCCACCGCGGCAACCACGCUCAACUCACCACGCACCCCACCGAGAAUGAACCACAUUAUAGUGACCACGAGGAGGUUACCCAAUGUGACUCUACCCUCCCUCGCAACCGGGCCGAUUUGGUUGCUUAGGAGACCUGGCUGGAGUCACUCAGCACGCCCUGGGAUUCAAACUAGCGACUCCAGGGGUGAUAGUCAGCGUCUUUUACCACUGAGGCCCCCAAUCCUGCUUAUUACAUGGCUACUAAAUAAAUAAAUGGACAUGGAAUAUUGAUUUGUGUCGAAAUUAUGUUAUUAUGUGGAAAGAAAAAAAAUCGCUGAACAGCUGAUUGCACCUCUGGUUUGCAUCAGAGUUCUGUUGGUGUUUGGAAAAUUACUGUCUGAUUGCUCAUUAUCCAGCUUAUUACAAGACUCAUUGCCAAAAAGAUAAAUAAAUGGACAUGAAACAUUGAUAUUAGUUGAAAUUAUUUUAUUAUUUUACUAGUAGAGAUUGUUGAGUUAUACGAGAAGUAGGAAAGAUGACUCACAAUACCCGGAUGACCGGUCUGAAAUGACUUAAUCUCCAGAUAUGCUGUUGUUACUCAGACAUAUCAGACUGCCAGAGGGCGCUACUGAACAAUCAGAAUCAAGUAUUCCAGAGGGCCUUGUAAUAAGUGAUUUUAUCAUACUAAAAUCAUGUCAACACGCAUAUUGUUAACAUUUGGCGCUAUACUUUUGAAACAUUUACAGAUUGACCAUAUUCACUUCCACUGUAAGUUCCUUAAAGGUGCUGUAAGUGGAUAUCUUUUUUGUGGUAUUCAACACAAAUGCUGUUGAUUGAGCUUAACUUGUAUUGAACCCGGAAUAUUCAAGUUAUUUAUUGAUGAUGUUCCAAAAGAAUUAAAACAUAACACUAAUAAAUAUUCUUAAAGCUGAA
This is a messenger RNA of Myxocyprinus asiaticus (Chinese sucker), 3354 nucleotides long. RefSeq names its product alpha-(1,3)-fucosyltransferase 4-like. The transcript has a single exon. The record is from RefSeq and is a predicted model, not a curated record. NCBI's taxonomy places the organism in Eukaryota, Metazoa, Chordata, Actinopteri, Cypriniformes, Catostomidae. Gene Ontology annotation, cellular component: membrane. Gene Ontology annotation, molecular function: alpha-(1->3)-fucosyltransferase activity. The coding region runs from base 1074 to 2216 and encodes 380 amino acids.